Spodoptera frugiperda (fall armyworm) is the source of this 1102-nucleotide messenger RNA. RefSeq lists its product as uncharacterized. The transcript is spliced from 6 exons. The record is from RefSeq and is a predicted model, not a curated record. Bases 342 to 950 code for a protein of 202 amino acids. Lineage: Eukaryota; Metazoa; Arthropoda; Insecta; Lepidoptera; Noctuidae.
GCCUUACUUAUAAUAAUUCACUAAUCAACAGCUAAGCAACUAAUUAACUAAUAACUCAUUAACUCCUUAAUUAUCAAUUAACUAUUUCUUACUUAUAAACACUGUUUACACGUCACUUAACUAAGCAAUGGUUAAAUAACGUUUUUAUUUUAUACGCUGCCAAUACCAAACGUAAAGCUAAAUUGUGAUGGUAAAAUUCCUGUUAUCCAAAGAGAAAUUAAAAAAUCAUAACGUCAAAAUUCUAAAUUGUGUCAAAUAUUGUCAAAAGAGUGGUAAUUUCAAAUUUUUUGGUGUUGUAUAAAUAUACAGCGGUGUGGUGUUUUUGUUGUGUUAGUGAUAUAAUGGAAUUGAAAUCCGCUAAGAAAAGGGCCCGAUCUUCAAACUGGGAUGAAGAAGAAAAGAGAAUCUUAAGACAACUUAUAAUGGAGAAAAUUGAUAUUAUAGAAAAAAAAGACACUACUACAAAUACCAAUGCAAAGAAAAAAGCUGCUUGGCAAGAAAUAUUGUCUAGUUUUAAUAGCCUUAAUAAAAAGCCCAGGGAUAUGACACAAAUUGUCACCCAGUGGCGUAAUACAAAAGGCCUAGUUAAAACUAGAGAGUCGGAGUAUCGGCGGGCCAGGCAGAUGACUGGUGGAGGACCUCCACCACCAAGUCCGCCACAAGAAGAUCUCGAACUAAUUCAGUCAUUGCCUAAUGAGUUUGUGAUUGACAGUAAUGUUUUUGAUAGUGAUAGCAUAUUUAUAGAAACAAUAAAACAGCCACAGUCAACAGCAACUGAAAAGAUGAUGUCAGAAUCUGGGUUAGCCACCACAGAAAUAGCAAUUAUUGUAGAUUCUGAGAAAUCAACUCAGUUAUCUAAUACUCCUGAUGUGGAAGAAAAUCCAAUUUUAUCAACACCACUAGCAGCAACAAAAGUAGAGAAACACACAAUAAAAAGGGAAUUAGCCUAAACACAAACCUAAACAAAAUAACAAGAUUGCUGAUAAUUAUGAGGAACAAUUAUUUCUACUCACAAAGAAGUGCAAAGAAAAUAAAGAAAAAAGGGAGGAUGAAUUGCAUAAGAAAAGAAUGGCAAUUUUGGAUCUAGAACAGAAAUAUUGAG